This is a messenger RNA of Botrytis deweyae, 1965 nucleotides long. RefSeq lists its product as uncharacterized. The record is from RefSeq and is a predicted model, not a curated record. The transcript has a single exon. Bases 1 to 1965 code for a protein of 654 amino acids. NCBI's taxonomy places the organism in Eukaryota, Fungi, Ascomycota, Leotiomycetes, Helotiales, Sclerotiniaceae.
AUGGCCGAUGUAGUAAUGCGGGAUGCACCAGCUGCGGCUGCAGGCGCUGCCGCUUUGCAACGAAGAGCUGGAGGAGGGUCUGCCGAAAGUAAAGCUCCUGACACGAUAGGUCCUGCGCCUAGGGGAUCAAGUGGUCUAGCUCGAGGAGCAGUACAACGAACAAAAUUCUCAGAAGCAUAUCGUUCCAUCUUUACACUCAAUCAACCAGACCUAAUUCCACUGUUUAAACAUGUCAACUGCAAUUAUCUGUCCACGAAAGGCCACUCACCUACAAUUCUGGAAUUGAAACAACACGCUCAAGCAUUGGUUAUUCUCCUCAAGCAAAUUACUCUUUCCACCCACGCAGGAACCAUCGAUAGUAAGAAUCAAAAAGCGGUUACCAAGUUUGAUGGAGCCCCGAGUUUCAAUGAACAUGAAACCUUCGAUUUCCUCAAUGAUUUGAAUAAUGUCUACGAGAAUAAUACAGUCCAUCACAAUCUUCCACUUCCCACUUUACUUAAUACAUUGGAACCUCAGUAUGUCGAACCGGGAACCAUGGUAAAUCCAGGACAACUAGAUCAUUUUGUCGAGAUUGACGUCUGUCCAUUGCAUGAAGUGGAUCCAGCUCCUGUUGACGGUCCAUCGCUUCCAUAUGCUACCCAUGAAGCACUUCUCAAACACGCAAACGAAGUACUCGAACUAAUCGAUCAUGAAUAUAGCGCCAAGGGAGGUCUACUCGGUGUUCUUCCCCAUGAAGAUGACGAUAACAAUCGACCCCUAGCAGAAACAACUCUCCUUGGUCAAAUGAUACUUUACAUCCAACGACUCGUCGCUCGUCUUCAUAACCUCGAACGUCUUCAUGCAAAUGCCAUGGACGUAAUGAAAGGUGAAGCUGUCGUUCCUCAUCAAGCACUUUCCCGCGUAGGACCCGAUGGACGUAGUGGCCGCGAGCUCGUCUACCCACAAGAUCGCUUCGUCCUCGUCAAUUCUGGCGACGAUGUCUGGCAAUUUCUCAAUGAUGAAUUUGAAAAGAAAGAACGAGUCGACGAACAAGUCCGUGCAAAUCAUCUCCGUCUCGGUGUCGAAGGUGAGCGUCUCUGGGAAACCAAAGGUGGAAAAGAAUAUUCCCGUGGUAUCACCGCCAUCGAUGUCAUAACUCGCUACUAUCGACUCCGCAACGAUUCCCUCAAAACCAUCUUCGUCAUCCCUGCCCACGCCGAACAUCCCGGUGUCAAAGUUACCCGCGAAAUGGAACGCAACCCCACCGUCGUCAGCGUGGUCAAACCCGUCUGGCCCGAGCGCGUCUCCGUCUGGGAAAAGAAAACCCGCGACGAUCUCGAGGAACUCCGACAACUCCGCCGGGACAACGCAUCUCUCCGCGAAGCCGCCGAGGUCGCAGACACAGAACGCACGUAUCUCCUCAACGAAGUCAAGCUCCAACGCUCCCACGUCUACAACGCGAAGGAAAAAUGGAAACGCUUCACCGAAGGCCCCGACUUCAACGAAGUCGCCAUCCAGCUAGAAACCGAACGUGAAAGUCUCGCCAAGGAACGCAAAGAUUUCGAAGCCCAGCGCAGACAACUCGAUACCCGCGCUACCGAUCUGGAAACCCGAUCCCAAGAACUCACAUCGCGCGAACAAACGCUUGCGAAUACUCGGGCAGCAGACGCGCGACAAUUUGAAGCUCGUCGCGCCACGCUCGAAAAUCUGUAUAAACAGCGCUUGAUUGAUCUCGAGAAUGAUCGCUUGGCGGCGGUGGAGAAUGGCACGCGACUCGCGGAUGAGUUUCAGAGGGCCUGGACGGAACAAUUGGAGAAUACGCAGACGCUGGUGGAUUUCUUGAAUAGUGAUCGUGCGAAGAGUUUGUUGGCGGAGAAUCUCAUUCCUGAUGAUAUUGGGAAGAGGGGGGUUAGGGGCGCGCAGGAGGUGGUGCAGAGGGUUUUGGAGAAAUUGGCGAAUCCGCAGGGGGGUGGUGGUGGGCAUUAG